GAGCAUUUCAGUCAAUAAAGUCCAUUGCCAAAACCACAUUGAAGUUUUCGCACAACUUGCAGUUGCAAAGUAGUGGCGCUAAUGAUCGUUAAGGUGCGAGUCACAAAUGGCAACGAUGAUGAGCAGUCGGUUGGCGUGUGCUUUCCUAUUACUGGUUCCGGUGUGGUGUGCACUCGGCCAAACCCUUCGGAACCUGAACGCUAGUGACUGGUGGGAACAGUCCGGGUUCUAUCAAAUCUACCCGCGAUCGUUCAAAGACAGUGAUGGCGAUGGCAUUGGAGAUUUGAAUGGAAUCACUCAGAAGUUACCGUACUUAAAAUCUCUGGGAAUUAAGGCUUUCUGGCUGUCACCGAUCUACAAAAGUCCGAUGGCCGAUUUUGGCUAUGAUAUUGCCAAUUUUCGGGAUAUACAGCCGGAGUACGGGACGAUGGCGAAUUUCGAAAAUUUGGUGAAGGAAGCGAAGAGUUUGGGACUGAAAGUCAUUCUGGAUUUUGUUCCCAAUCAUACCAGUGACGAGCACGAGUGGUUCGUGAAGAGUGAGAACCGCGAGGCAGGCUACGAAGAUUAUUAUGUGUGGCAUGAUGGCAAACCGGGUACCAAUUUGGAUCAGAACGAUCCACCGAAUAAUUGGGUCGAAAAUUUCUAUGGAAGUGCAUGGAAGUGGAGCGAUAAACGGCAGCAGUAUUAUCUCCAUCAAUUUCACCGUAAGCAACCGGAUCUAAACUACCGCAAUCCGAAGGUAGUUGAAGAAAUGAAAGAAGUACUGCGAUUCUGGCUAAGGAAAGGAGUAGAUGGUUUCCGAAUCGACGCCGUCAAUUGGUUGUUCGAAGAUACCAACUUCCAGGAUGAGCCUUUUUCCGGGAACGCUCAAGACCCGCUAGUAUACGAGUACCUAAACCAUAUAUAUACCCAAAAUUUACCGGAAACGGUUGAUAUGGUGUACCAAUGGCGUGCGGUUAUGGAUGAAUACAAGAUGCAGUAUGGUGGAGACACUCGGGUUCUGAUGACGGAGGCGUGGUCUGAUCUUUCGGUACUAAAAACCUACUUUGAAGACGAAAACGGUCGACAAGGUUCACAGAUGCCAUUCAACUUUCAGUUGAUUCUUCGAUUGGACGCUAAUAAUUACAAAGCUUCCGAUUUCAAAACGGUCAUUGAUUCAUGGCUCGACACCGUUCCCGUAGGACAGACUCCAAACUGGGUGCUUGGAAACCAUGACAGACGACGUGUUGCUUCGCGCAUGGGAGGAGUGCACAUGACCGACAUCAUGGAGAUGGUUCAGCUCUCUAUUCCCGGAGUUUCUGUGACCUAUCAGGGCGAAGAGAUCGGUAUGACAGACUACGAACUGAGCUGGGCUGAUACGGUCGAUCCUGCUGCCUGUUUGCGAUCUCCAGAAAAUUUCCUGCAGUACACCAGAGAUCCAGCUCGCACUCCAUUCCAGUGGGAUAAUACGACUAACGCAGGUUUCACAAACCACUCCAAACCAUGGCUACCGGUUUCACCAGCAUACGUAACGGUAAAUGUACAAGCUGAGGAGCAAGCCAGCUGGAGUCACUUGAAGGUAUUCAAAGCCUUGAUGGAGUUGCGCGAGAGGAGUGAUUUCCGCAAUUGCCACUACCAGACGGCAAUCCUUGGGACUAGCACUUUUGCGAUACUGCGAACAGGGCCGAGCGUGGAAGAAUCGGAGGUUUGGGUUACGGUGGUCAAUCUUGCAAACUCAACUUCCACUGUUAACGUCGCGCAGUUAUUUAAGCAGUAUAAAACGCGUUCGCAGGAUAAGCUUAAGGUGGUGGUUCGAAGCGUGUCAUCCAAACGAUCGGGAGGAGAUAUGGUUUCAGCUAACGGUGUUGUCCUACAACCGUACGAAGGGUUGGUUCUGAGAAAUGUUGCAGUGCAGAUUCUGGUCAAACUUUCCAUGUUGGUGGCAGCACCGAUACUCGUGCUCUAUGCUUGGUUUUAAACAAUGAAAUAGGACAUGGAAUUUUACUCACUCUGAGUAAUAAAUUUACAUGGGGAAAUACACUAAAAAACUAAAUGUAUAUGGGGAAAUACACCA
This is a messenger RNA of Ochlerotatus camptorhynchus, 2053 nucleotides long. Its product is annotated as maltase 2-like. Bases 107 to 1957 code for a protein of 616 amino acids. The record is from RefSeq and is a predicted model, not a curated record. Gene Ontology annotation, biological process: carbohydrate metabolic process. Lineage: Eukaryota; Metazoa; Arthropoda; Insecta; Diptera; Culicidae. The transcript has 4 exons.